This is a messenger RNA of Sphenostylis stenocarpa, 426 nucleotides long. Lineage: Eukaryota; Viridiplantae; Streptophyta; Magnoliopsida; Fabales; Fabaceae. The record is from the annotation of a GenBank genome assembly.
AUGAAACUCAGCGCACAAAAAGUCCGCAUAGGAAUACAAUGGGAGUCCACGGUCUCUGGGAGCUACUCCCCCCCGUCAGUCGCCGCGUCUCCGUCGAAACCCUUGCCGAAAAAACUCUCGCCGUUGAUAAUCCUCAAACCCUAUUACUUUUGUUCUCUCUCUCCCCCCGCAUCAACUAAGCGAUCUUCUUCCUUUAUUUCCCCUAAUUGCAGAUGCGAGCAUAUGGAUGGUGCAGUUUAUGAAAGCCAUGCGCGACGAGAAGGGCGAAAUGUUUCAGAACGCCCAUUUGCUGGGCUUCUUCCGUUGCAUUUGCAAGCUUAUGUUCCUCCGCACCAAGCUGGUCUUUGUCUUCGACGGUGGAACCCCUGCCCUCAAGCGUCGCACUGUCGUCGCCCUCCACCGCCAGCACGAAAACGCCUAAGCUAA